Arctia plantaginis is the source of this 1605-nucleotide messenger RNA. The record is from the annotation of a GenBank genome assembly. Lineage: Eukaryota; Metazoa; Arthropoda; Insecta; Lepidoptera; Erebidae.
AUGCGUAUCCGAUCCGUUCUUCGUUUGAUAUUCAUAGGGGUAGUUUUUACUUUUACUUUGGUUCUGCUGGUUCAUUUGUCGAAUAUAGACAAACAAGCAAACGGCGGUUCGGUCCAUUCUUCGCGCCUAUUUCGCCACGUACGUCGAGGAAUACCUGACGAUCAAGUGGAAAGAAACUUAACACAGCGUCCAGAGUACAUCGUUCAGAUGAUGCUACAUGCUUGGAAUAACUACAAGCUGUACGCUUGGGGCAAGAACGAACUGAAGCCGAUGUCGAAGCGAGCGCAUCUGUCAAGCGUGUUCGGUGCUGGCGACUUGGGCGCCACCAUUGUUGACGGACUCGACACCCUUUACAUGAUGGGCCUCAUGGACGAGUUCCGCGAGGGACGAGAUUGGGUCGCGCAACAUUUGCAUAUCGAAGAAGUUGACGCGGACCUUUCAGUCUUCGAAACUACGAUCCGCUUCGUUGGCGGAUUAUUAUCCUGUUAUUCUCUGACCGGCGACACCAUGUUCCGUGACAAAGCCGCCGAAGUUGCCGAUGCUCUACUGCCAGCCUUCGACACACCGACUGGACUACCUCAUGCGCUUAUCAACCCUUCGACCAAGGCAAGCCGUCAGUAUCAUUGGGCAGGACCGAACAGCAUACUCUCCGAACUGGGCACCUUACACCUCGAGUUUACUUACCUCAGUGACGUCACUGGCCGUGAUAUUUACAGACAGAAGGUGGAACGCAUCCGUGAGGUGCUGAACAAUAUAGAAAAGCCGGGCGAUCUGUAUCCUAACUUUAUCAACCCGCGCACUGGCCAAUGGGGACAAAAGCAUAUGUCGCUGGGCGCCCUCGGUGACUCUUUCUAUGAGUACCUGCUGAAGGCGUGGCUGAUGUCAGGCGGUGCUGAUGAACAGGCUCGCAUCAUGUUCGACACUGCCAUGCAAGCAGCCCUCGACAAGAUGCUGAGAGUGUCACCCUCGGGACUGGCGUACCUCGCUGAGAUGAAAUAUGGUAGAAUCAUUGAAGAGAAGAUGGAUCAUUUAUCUUGUUUCGCUGGCGGCAUGUUCGCACUGGCGUCUACAACCUUGGAUAACUCUCUAUCGGAACGAUACAUGGACGUCGCCCAUAAGCUCACCAACACUUGCCACGAGAGCUACGCGCGUUCGGAUACCAAACUUGGACCCGAGGCCUUCAGAUUCUCUGGCGCAGUAGAGGCGCGCGCCCAGAAGAGCAAUGAGAAGGUGUACUUGAUGCGACCUGAGACCUUCGAGAGUUACUUCAUCAUGUGGAGGCUCACUAAGCAACAACGAUACCGCGACUGGGGCUGGGAAGCAGUUCAGGCUCUAGAGAAGCACUGCCGCGUAGACGGAGGUUAUACGGGGCUCGUGAAUGUGUAUCUGCAGACCCCUCAAGGCGACGAUGUCCAACAAAGCUACUUCCUGGCUGAAACACUCAAGUACCUAUAUCUAUUAUUUGCCGACGAUUCUCUAAUAUCGCUGGACGAGUGGGUGUUCAACACAGAAGCGCAUCCGCUCCCAAUCAAAGGAAAGAACCCGCUGUACCGAGCAGCGUCCAAGCCCGUGCCCAUCGAAGCCAACGAGGACAACAGAAUAUAA